Messenger RNA from Cylicocyclus nassatus, 1017 nucleotides. NCBI's taxonomy places the organism in Eukaryota, Metazoa, Nematoda, Chromadorea, Rhabditida, Strongylidae. The record is from the annotation of a GenBank genome assembly.
AUGUACUUUUCUGCCAACGAUACUAUUUAUUGUUCUAUUCUAGCUGUAUUGACCCUAUUUGGUAUCGCAGCCAACUUGCUCCUCCUGUAUAUGAUCAUAUGCAGAAGUCCUCAACACCUUUCCCCGUAUCGGAUAUUCUUGGGUAACACAGCUCUUACACAGCUUUUGUUAUCAGCGAGCCUAUUAAUUACAUCACCCAGGAUAUUCCCUCAAGGCUAUUAUAUUGUAAACAUUUAUCUUGGUCCGGUGCAAUUGUUAACACCAUGGUGCUGCUAUAUGCUGUACAUAACAAUGUUGCAUCUCGCCGUAAAUUCCUUUGUGUCUUUGAUGGUUUCAAUGAUCUAUCGCUGCAUAUCACUACGGAAUGCUGUUAUAACCUCGUGCAUAGCUUUGCAGAUGUGUUUCGCUGGUUACCUUAUUCCAUUCUCUAUGGUGGCAUCAUGUGUGAGCAUGGAAUAUUCUGCCGAUAAAUCACAAGCCGCCGAGCUUACGCAUCAUUUGAUAGCAAAUAUAGAAAAAUAUGCGGUUGUGGUUGCUGCGAGAAUUCUCCAGCCUUGCGUUAUAUGGAAUAUAAUUUGUUGUUCAAUUUUUCUUCUUCCUGUGUAUGCUACGAUGUAUUUAUGCCGAUGGAAAAUCCUUAAUUAUCUUAAUAAAGUGAAUUAUGUCCAGUCCUCACAUAAUAAGCUCAACAUCAAACGAUUCGUAAAGGCCCUUACGAUUCAGUCCUUGGUGCCAACUUUGUCAAUUUUUCCGCCUGCUAUAGCUUACUUGUUGAUACAGUUCGGCACUUUACAACCCCAUUUAAUCAGUUAUUUUAUUGCACCUUGUCUGAGUAUAGGGCCUGUACUCGACCCACUGAUUACCAUAUACUACGUAUCGCCGUACAGACAUUUAGUGGAGUCAUUAUUCUUUGUUCACUCCGAUGCAUCAGGAUCAAAUCAGUCAGGAUCUCAAAUGAUGCCAUCUCGAUCUCAAUCGCUCAAACCGGCAAUGUUUUCAAUCAAACAAGUAGUUUGA